This is a messenger RNA of Oryzias melastigma (Indian medaka), 2955 nucleotides long. RefSeq lists its product as uncharacterized. The annotation marks the transcript as partial. Gene Ontology annotation, molecular function: nucleosome binding. The transcript has 6 exons. Lineage: Eukaryota; Metazoa; Chordata; Actinopteri; Beloniformes; Adrianichthyidae. The record is from RefSeq and is a predicted model, not a curated record. Gene Ontology annotation, cellular component: Swr1 complex.
GUCGAGUCUCACUUUUGAGCAACAGAAGGAGUUGCUCCUCCUGCAGCUGGAGUUUGAUAGAAUGAAACAGGAGAAGGCGUUAUCUGUGGAGAGGCUGCGCUGCGAGAAUUAUGAGGCUGUGAAAGCCGCGGUUCUGAAGGCGUAUGAGUUGGUCCCGGAGGCGUAUCGCCAGCGAUUUCGAUCAUGGCAGAAGGCGGACAACCAGACUUACUUGGAGUUUGCGCUGGACACGCUGGAUAAACUGCGUGAGCUUGUAGUUCUGGAGCAAUUUAAGAACGUGGUUCCGGGAGCCAUCGCGGCGCAUAUUACCACUUUGAAGGUGACAUCUGUCAGUGAAGCGGCUUCUCUCGCGGACGAGUUCGUGCUCUUGCGUAAGCGCAGCUUCGAUAAGGGGCGUGCCCGCCCUGAUCCAGCUGAGGCGGUCGCUGCAGGUAUGAACACUCGGUUUGAUGAUUCCAGCCGUCGGUCAGAUUGCUACGCGCUGAAGAAUAAGAACAGGCAGUCCUCAGGUGCUGCGCAGCCGAGGGGGGCGUGUACAGCCGUGUCAAAAUCUCCUGCUGUGAUGACGGAGGGGCUGAUCGAGUCAUCCAAAGGGAUCCCCGAUGAACUACGGUCGUUUUUGCCUUUCGUGUCUGAGGGAUUUGUGUCUCUUGUGGGCAGUGACACCAAAGUUCCUGUUCGGAUCCUGCGGGACACUGCUGCUUAUGAUUCGUUCAUUCAGAUGUCUGUUUUACCUUUCUCUGAACAGACUGCUACAGGGGGAGCCAUUCCUGUCUUGGGGAUGAGUCUGCAGGUGGUCCAGGUUCCGCUGCAUAAAAUAACGUUACAAUCGGAGCUGUUUAAUGGUGAUUUGAUAGUGGGCGUGCGUCCAGCCUUGCCAAUUGAGGGCAUUGACCUCAUAUUGGGGAAUGGCGUGGCAGUUGUUUCUCGGGAGGAUCUUAUUGCAGAACAACAAGACGAUCCUUCUUUGACACCUUUGUUUGACGUGGCAUUUCCUGAGGAGGAGGAGGCCAGCCACUCCCAGGGAUAUUUGAAUGUGAUCUUUGUGUGUUUACCACUUAAAAAAAACAUUUGUUAUUUAAAGUUUGUUAUUUUGGUUUGCAAAAUAGCUACCUUAGUUUUGGAUAAUGGCGCGUAUACGGCGAAGAUCGGUUACAGCCUGGAGAAAGUCAGCGUCAUUCCCAACUGUCAGUUUCGCUCAAAGAAUUCUCGGCUAAAAACCUUCACAGCGAAUCAACUGGAUGAGAUCAAAGAUCCGUCGGGUCUUUUUUACAUCCUCCCCUACCAGAAGGGUUACCUGGUCAACUGGGAUGUUCAGAGGAAGGUGUGGGAUCACCUUUUUGGAAAAGAGAUGUUUAAGGUGGAGUUUGCAGACACCAGCAUCAUCAUCACGGAGCCAUACUUCAACUUCACCUCCAUACAGGAGUCCAUGAAUGAGAUCCUUUUUGAAGAAUACCAGUUUCAGUCCGCUCUUCGAAUCAACGCCGGCUCACUCAGCGCUCAUCACUGCUUCCACUCCAAACCUUCUGAGCUCUGCUGCCUGGUGGUGGACUCUGGGUUCUCCUUCACCCACAUCGCCCCCUACUGCCGCAGCAAGAAACUGAAUCAUGGCAUCCGCAGAAUCAAUGUUGGAGGAAAGCUGCUGACCAAUCACUUAAAGGAGAUCAUCUCGUAUCGCCAGCUGCAUGUGAUGGAUGAAACUCAUGUGAUCAACCAGGCGAAGGAGGACGUCUGCUACGUCUCGCAGCAGUUUUACAAAGACAUGGAGAUUGCGCAACUGAGAGGUGAAGACAACGAUCUGAUGAGAGACUAUGUUCUUCCAGACUUCAGCUCCAUCAAAAAAGGCUUUUGCAAGCCGCGUGAGGAGAUGGUCUUCAGUGGGAAGUACAAGACAGGCGAGCAGAUCCUGAGGUUGGUCAACGAGCGUUUUGCUGUUCCCGAGACGCUUUUCCACCCGUCAGACAUCGGUAUCCAGGAGAUGGGGAUCCCAGAGGCCAUUGUCGACUCGGUCCAGUCACUUCCAGAAGAGAUGCAGCCUCAUUUGUACCAGAACAUCGUUCUGACCGGAGGGAACACGCUGUUCCAGGGCUUUAGAGAGCGUUUGGAGGCGGAGCUCCGAUCACUCGUCCCCACCCACCUCCCAGUGUCAGUGUUUCUACCUCCAAACCCAGUCUGUUACCCGAGAGAAGGAGGCACUUGCAUUAUUGUGGGCACUGAAACAUUUUGAUGUCUACUUGGGUUCUGGAGUUGUGCCAGUGGUGGUUUAUACCGAUCACAACCCUUUGACAUUUCUUAACUCGUUCCAGUGUCCUAACCAGCGACUUAUUCGUUGGUCGAUAGCACUCCAAACAUACUGGUUAGACAUUCGUUAUAUUAAGGGCUCCUCAAAUGUUGUGGCAGAUGCAUUGUCCCGCUCACCCCUUUGUUAAUUAAUAAAUUUUUUUUCCCCUUUGCGUUUUAGUGUCCCUUCACUUUUUCUGCUUCGUUUCCUCUUAAAAGUGCUUCUAUGGAUCCAAGUUGCUGAGGAUUGAGGUGGUUGAAGUUAGUAUAGGUGACCUUGUGGGUGGGUUGUUGAACACUGGACUGGUUUGCAGACUUUGUUUUUUCCUUUGAUAUUGAUAUUCUUCAUAAUUUGGUCUGAGUGUUAUUUUUUUUUUCAAGAACCUUAUGGGUUCUUUCUUUUAUAGUGGGGGGUGUUACGACCCCGGCCUUCUCCUCUUCCAGGCCUGUGUGUUUUUGUGUGUUUUCCCCUAUUUGUUUGCAGGUCCUGGUUGAGUUGGAGUCUCCACCCUCUGGGCGGAUCUGGCCAAUCCCACAGAGGGCAUAAAAGCUGCUGGGAGUCAUGGCGUCUCUCUCUCCCACCUGGCAGACGGGGCUGCAGCCAUCCCAGCCCAUCUAGUUUUUUUUCUUGAGUUGGAUUAGAUUUAUGUUCAAUUAAACCUUUGGUUAAUUCUU